GGUAGGCGGACUCGAAGCCCAGGUCGCAUAGAAGGUGUCCGGGUUCCUUACUCUUAACUGGGCACCGCGGAUUCCGGGGUAGCUGCCGCCCAGCCAGACCCAAGGCGUCAGCCGGGGGGAAAGAGAAGCACUGAGGUUGGCAGGGGCCUGGAAGUGGUGUGCGAAGUAUACGGUAUCCUCGAGAGCUUGCUCCGUGUUGAGAUAUUUGUAGCCGACAGGGUCAAGAAGUUCUCCGGUGGUGGUGUUGAUGGGAUAGGGAUAGCUGCCUUGGUCCAGACCGCCGUAGUACCUGUGCUCAACGAGCAGGGCAAUGCCGCCGAACCGACGAGCAAGUGCCAUGAUGGCCGAGGGCCCUGCCACCUCGUUGAGGAAAUAAGGCACCAGGGGCUGAGCAUUCUGCUCGCCAGCAUCAAACCAGAAGACGGGACCACCUUGCCUGUAGAAAGACGCGUUGUACCAGUAACGGUUCUGAAAUGUGCGGGUGUCGGAAGCGUUGAAAUGGUCUACUGGUAUUGUCAUCCACGAUGGUGGGUAGUCAGAGCCGUUGAUACUGGCGAUCUGGCGAGCAUUCAACCCUCCAGAACGAGGUAGCUGGGUAUGUCGCAGAAAGGUGUCUUUGGCUCUGGGAACUGCUGCCUCAACGAGCAAGGCAGCUCGCAGCAGUGAGAAGAUUGUGGCCGUCAACAUGGUUGUAAGUAAGGGGGCACUGGUCACUACUUAGGCAGUGACAAUUACAUGCAGCGCAGAGAUGCGAGACGUGGAAGUUUGAAUCCUUUUAAUCCUUUUAAUCCAGGCCAUAUCAAUCUCGUCAAGGCAGUGAGUAUCUCAAUCUCCCCUUCUUCUUUUUUGUGCUUCCUUGUCACUUACAUCACCACAGCAAACAAGUCUUACCCGGCUGCGACCUUCCCAGCGGAGGCUGGUGCAAGGUGUCGAGUGUUCGGCCUUGAGCGGGGUGCAUCGCACUAACACGGAGAGGAUGCAUUGCUGUGGAGGAGGGAAGGCGUCUAUGACGAGGGCUGAUGGCUGUUAUCAAGGUGAUGGAGGGCAUAGGGUCGUUGCAUGAUAAGAUGCUUCUGAUUAAACGCUGGUCAAUGCACCAAGACAGGGGGGUCUGAAGGGUCAGGGGUGGGUCUGCCUUGGGCUCUUUAGCACCCUGACGCGACGAGACGCGUCCACUGCAGCGCAGAAGCCCCACCGGCUGUUGAAGUUGCAACCAACCUCAUCAUCAAGCAGUCAGUCCCCCGCCUUCAACCCUUUCCAGCAGCAGCAUCUUGUUGGUCACGCCCGGGCAGAAGUCACACAACCUUCCACAAUGUCGGAUUUCGAGGAUGAGAUGGACAUUGACGUCCCUGCACCGUCCAAGGACAUCACCUUCUCGUCGGACAACACUGCCAAAGGCAAACGAAGUGCCGCCAACCUACCCGUCGAGGCCGAGGACAGCUUGCCAUGGGUUGAGAAAUACCGUCCAGCCACCCUCGCCGACGUCUCUGGCCACCAAGACAUCCUCGCCACCAUCAACAAGUUUGUCGACUCAAACCGUCUUCCUCACCUCCUCCUUUACGGCCCUCCCGGUACCGGAAAAACCUCCACGAUCCUUGCGCUCGCCCGCCGCAUCUACGGCGCCGACAACAUGAGGCAGAUGGUUCUCGAGCUGAACGCCUCCGACGACCGUGGUAUCGACGUAGUGCGCGAGCAAAUCAAGACCUUUGCAUCAACAAAGCAGAUAUUCACCAUUGGGGGCGCCGGAAGAGGCGGCAGCAGCAGCCUGGCUUCCUACAAGCUGAUCAUCCUGGAUGAGGCCGACGCAAUGACAAAUACAGCACAGAUGGCUCUGCGCCGCAUCAUGGAGAAGUACACGGCCAACACUCGGUUCUGUAUUAUUGCCAACUACUCGCACAAGCUGUCCCCGGCCCUGCUGUCGCGAUGCACGAGAUUCAGGUUCAGCCCCCUGAAAGAGGCCGACAUCAGGGUGCUUGUGGACAAGGUCAUCGAGGAGGAGCACGUCAAGAUCGACUCUGACGCCACCCAGGCUCUCGUGAGGCUCAGCAGAGGUGAUAUGCGGCGAGCACUCAAUGUGCUUCAGGCUUGCCAUGCCUCCAGCACCCCGCUGCAGCCACGCGACGCCCCCAAGAUAGCAGAGGCGGACAUUGUCAGGGAGACCAUCACUCUCGAGACCAUCUACAACUGUAUCGCCGCGCCACCUCCAGAUGCCAUCCAAGACAUAUUGCAAACCUUGCUGAGCACCAGUGACGUGACUUCUUGCCUGACAACUGUCAACACGUUGAAGGCCGCCAGGGGCCUCGCCCUCGCUGACAUCAUCACCUCCUUGUCGGAAGAGGUGGCUAAACUGCAAGUCAAGCCGGAGGUCAUGAUAACAUGGCUGGAUGCUCUCUCGCAGAUCGAGCACCGGAUGGCAGGAGGAGGCUCAGAAUCAGUUCAGACCGGCGCAGUCGUCGGCGCCAUCCGAAACGGCGUUGAGCUCAUGGGCUGAGUGACGGCAGUGGCACAACACACACCUGGGCAAACGUAAUGUAUGGGACAUGGACGAUAUUGCAUGCUAUGGAGUUGGGGAUCUGGAAGCUUGAAUGACUACCCGAGGGUUUUACUGGCCGAAUUGGUAGACGAUCGCUCAUAUUAACCAAACAGGCUUCAGGGCCUGUGAACUUUA
Molecule: messenger RNA, 2668 nt
Organism: Diaporthe batatas
Lineage: Eukaryota; Fungi; Ascomycota; Sordariomycetes; Diaporthales; Diaporthaceae
Product: replication factor C subunit 3
Exons: 3
Coding region: 1313-2491 (392 amino acids)
Biological process (GO): DNA-templated DNA replication; DNA repair
Cellular component (GO): Elg1 RFC-like complex; Ctf18 RFC-like complex; DNA replication factor C complex
Molecular function (GO): ATP binding; DNA clamp loader activity; ATP hydrolysis activity
Source: RefSeq, a predicted model, not a curated record